Cadophora gregata is the source of this 4581-nucleotide messenger RNA. RefSeq lists its product as uncharacterized. The transcript is spliced from 8 exons. Bases 2558 to 4477 code for a protein of 639 amino acids. The record is from RefSeq and is a predicted model, not a curated record. Lineage: Eukaryota; Fungi; Ascomycota; Leotiomycetes; Helotiales; Ploettnerulaceae.
GCCAGAGCCAGAGUCACUCACUGUCUCUCCUGCCACUGUCACUGUCUCGAAACACCAGCUAGCUUCCAGAUUUCCUAUUCGUACUGGACGAACAUUAUCAUUAAUAACCAACCCAAUAGUUCGCUACAUGCCCAUGGAACCUCACUCUCAAGCAGAUUAAGAUGGAGUCCUGCAAAUCAGUCAUGGCAUCUCUCUUCUCCGUUUUUAAUGCAGGUUCAUUGAAUCAUAUACUCGUAUGUCUCGCCGAACCUGUUCCCCCUUACCGCGAGACCUCUUUCAAAAUCACGUCCAGAACUGGUAGGACGACUUUCAUACCAUGUCAACAAACAUGACUUCCGAAUUGCUCCGGCACAUCCUAAACAGACAUGUCACUCGUUGUCGAGCACACUCAGCAGCCGUAUCUCAAAGUCUCUGGUUUGGUGCACCUCGAACCAACUUUCUCUUUCUGCUAUCUCGCAGGCCCAAAAUAUUUGGUGUGUGCUCAGUAGUAAAGCUUGGGCGUAGCUGACGUUUGUUCGUUACUAUUCCUGCCUCAAUCGUUAACAAUCCUGAUGAUCUUUUUGCAAUGGCUGUCAUGCCGAGAUCACUUGCAGGCUUGUCGUCGAUGCAUUUUUCUUAUUUCCAGACCUCGACCAGUCUGGCGGCCAGUUCGCAGCUUUCGAAACCCACCCAAGUUUUUGAAGGCAAUGUCCUAGCCCAUUCAAGCCACUACCCCAGGUGCAUCGUUAUGGUCAGGUUAUUACUACGGUCCCCGACCCCAGCUUGAGUUUAGACAACUUUCGUUCAAUUCUUUGGUACAGACCACAAGGGGAGCUAGAGGUUCACGAUGUUCUGAGGCAUAACGAUUCGGACUGAUCCACUAGCGUGUUGAGCUGACCAAGUGGCACGAUAGCACCGCCAGGUCCAAGGCUAUCCACCAGAAUGUGCGAUCGCCCACCCUAUGAGCUUUGACCGGACAGGAAGACGGCAAACGGCAAGCGGGAGGUCUUCAAAAAUUCCUAAUCAGGUCCACGGACCAACAUUGGAUCCCAAAAUUCUCCAAUCUACCCGCAGCGGGGGGUUCCCCGCACGUGCGGAAAAAGAAAGAAGUCAGGGGUAAAGGAUUGAGAUCCAUGUUGGGCUUGCUCAGUUCAACCUCUCGUGACUGUUACCAUGGUCGUUGAUUCGCACACUGACUCACACGCAACCGGUUUUGCUGUGUACUUAGCCUGCCAGACGGGAUUAUCUUAGCAGACUUGAUCGUUGCAGAAGUGGAGUUGAACCCUGUGGUGAUCUUAGAUCAAUCGGUUGAUCAUCCGAACUGGCAAAUCCCGGCCUUCGGAAAUGCCCUUUUUCAACUACCCAGACAGCCAAGAUAUCAAUCGCUGCAUGCCAAAUAAGUUGAGAGUUGCUAGAUGGCAAUCUACACACAGGCCAACUGUUUGGGCGAUCUCCUACUUGUCUUUCAGGUGCAAAUCCAUCAGUCGCCGUUGUGGCUAGAAGUACGUAAACUUGAGGAGGCUCACGGAUAACCCCCCUAACUCUUUUGUUGCAGCCCACUGACAUUAAGUACCUGAGUCGUAAAGUCCUAUUGGGUCGCUACGGGGACAAAACCGCCACUGAGACAUUUCGAUUCAUAGAUCUUUGAGCCAUGGGCUCUCCAAAAGGUUUGAGAUCUGGAAACCAGAUCUGGUUGUGGUAUGGCCCGGCAACACUAACAUCAACGGACCGGCGCCAACCAGCUCUAGCUCAGGCCAGAACUCACCCGUUUGACCCGUUGUCAAGUCGUCUUUCCGCACGGACAUGCAGUGUUCUCAAAGUGUCGAACAGGUUGCUGGCGUGUGAUGGCGGGGCUGCCACAAGUUCUAGCUUUCCAUUCGCGGCCUUCUUCCAUUUCGAGAAAGACAGGCGACGAGAUGUCAAAGCGCAGGUGGCAGAGAAACGGCAGUUACUUUCAUUAUUAUUGAAUUCAUAGAGGUGCAAGCUAUGUUGUCGUUGCGAUCACCUACCCUUAGUCUUCUACCGCCCUUUCCAAAGUAAUUUGUUACUGCCCUGGAGACCGAUCAUGUAGAUCAGUCAACCAUGUUCGGCAAGGACCGGUACUCUCCACCAGCCGCACAAAAUUCUGCACUCCCCGGAGUUCGGAGGCGUCUCCUAUGAGCACUGCCUCCGCGUACCUGGCAUGUGCAGGAAAGGCUCUGCAGAUUGAAGCAGCUUGUGCAACUUAACUUGUGGCGAUAAUGCAAGCCACUGAAGCACCCGAUGGUCGAUUGGCUCCUCAUCGAUUCAUCCCACUACUUUGCUGCGAACACCUCAACAUUAGACUAAUGAAGUGUGGUUUGGUUAUGUUGGCGUUGCAGUAGUGUUUGGAGCUGUUGACAACUUGACGUUGAUCUAGCUUUUGCUUCCUUACCAUAAGUCGUUGGACUAGGCUAUCACAUCCAGCCACCCAGUCUAUCAAGUCCAUGCACACGGCUCGUACUUGUCGCAAUCUCCAGGGCUUCCAUUCAUAUUGAGGUACCUUCUCCGAUGUUUCCCAUGCUUUCUCCUUUCCCAUGGCCCGUGAAAUGCCUGCAUCAUGAGAACCUUGACAUUGUUUGCAGCCCUGCAAAUAUGUGCAUCGGCCGUUGCACAGCAAUCAACGCCUCUCGGAGAGUACCUGGCAACAUAUCCGGACUGUGCAGCUCAAUGUUCGGUUCCUGUUGUUGACAGCCUGGGUAAUAGCAAUAGCUCUCUUGUGGAAGUGAGCGCCGCUUUGUGUCCGGAUAUACCUUCUAUGCAGACCAUUUCAGCAUGUAUACAAACUACCUGCAGUGUCGCAGAUGUAAAGACUGCAUGGCCAGUUCAAAGGAAUCUCUGCAAGGACUUUCAGACACCUUCAAAAUCAGCUUAUAUUCGAAAUCUUACGAUCAUCAUGGCUCUCCUUGCAGCAGUAUUUGUUCUGCUUCGAUGCUACUCCCGAACCAUGAUCGUGAAGAGGUUCUGGUGGGAUGAUUGGAAUACGGCUGUUGCUGCUUUAUUUAUGGUUAUGAUAGCAGUGGUUAUGAUCUGGGAUUCGACAAUUGGCUUGGGCCUUCAUGCCUGGGACGUUGAUGGUCCUGCAAACCUUGUCCAGAUCGCUAAGGUUUUUUACGUCAUGAAGCUCUUCUAUAUAAUCGUGCAAGUCUUACUUAAGGUCUCCAUCCUGCUCUUCUACCUCCGCGUCUUUCCAGUCCAAUGGAUGCAGGUGGUUACAUGGUUUCUAAUAGUCUUCACACUACUUCACGGUGUCGGAUUCUUCUUUCCAAUUCUCUUCCAGUGUAAGCCUGUCGCUAUGCUGUGGAACCCCCUUCUGCAAGGUCACUGCAUAAACCUGGAGACGAUCAUAUUCCCAGGUGCCAUUUUUUCGAUUGUCGAAGAUCUCGCGAUCCUUCUUCUGCCCAUUCCAUGUUUAAGCAAAUUGAACGUUGGAAAGGGCAAAAAGAUAAGUUUGAUAUUCAUGUUCAGUGUGGGAAUCAUUGCUUGCGUUAUCAGUAUCAUCCGCGUCAAACCUGUCAUUUACUACCGCGAUACACUCGAUCACUCCUGGGACACGAUACAUCUUCUUGCCUGGUCCGAAGCUGAACUAACAGUGGCGACGAUCUGCGUCUGUCUUCCAUCAAUAAAGCCGAUUCUUAACCACCACGUUCCUCGAUACUUUGGCUCGAAUUCUGGAGUGGGAUUUGUGGUCGGCAACAUCUCGCCAGAGCCACCGAGCGUAGACCGCGACUUGAUCGACAGCGUGCAAAGCGAAAACCAGCGGACCUGGCUUGGCAGUCGACUGACUUUCAAGACAUUCGGAACCUUCGGAAAGUCCAGCAAGCAGUUAAGCGAAGGCAGCGAUUUUGUGAGCGGGAACGCAGCUCGAGAAGAAGCCGUCCUCGAUGAGAACGAGAGGAAGGGAUGGAGAGAGACCAAUAACGAGCCCGAGGAGAGACUGGAUCUCCCGACAAGAGAGAGCCAAAUGCCGAGGACUCCCCGUCGAGCGCUAGUAACUUUGGCUGAUGAUGAGACGCGGACAUCUAUCGACCAUGAUCGUGAUCCUUGGAUGGAGAAAGUCAAGCGCAUCAGGCAUCUCAGCGAAGUUACUUACGAUUCCAGUAACCCGCGAAGUGCGACUGGGAGUCGGGCUGAGGACAGAGUUAUGAGUAUGGGUACUGUGCCCGAUCAAGCGGACCGUGGCAGACCAACCGAGCCUCGCGAGCGUGUACAGAGUAUGACUGAGGUCAGGGAAGUACCUAUCUUUUUGGAGAACAGUAGUCAAGUGGGUCAGGCGGGGAGCUACGAAGAGGGUAGUGAUGCGGAUGCUGCGAGUAAUGAGACAGGUAGUGCGGCCAGGAGUUGGAGGAGCUGGAGCUGGCAUGGUGGGACGCAAAGAGAUUGGAGGAUAAGUUCGGUGAGGAUCAGUAGGUUUCGAAUUAGUGCUUUUGGACCGAGGAGUGAUGGUUCGAGUAUGGCGGAGAGUAGAGAGGAGGUUUAAUGUUUCGAUGCAUGAGAUAUGUGGAAUAUGGGACGGAGUUUGGUGUCGGGAGUUAGAAAACAUGGCCUAAUGAAUAAUGAGAACAGAAUGAUAUUAUGAAACAC